AUGAUGUAUGUUCGAUCUAUCAAAGAGAAAAUUGCAAAUAAUAACGAUUUUAAAGAUAAAUAUACUGUCGAUGCAAUGAAAUUGAUAUUUUCAGGAAAAAUUCUUGAAGAUACUAAAACACUUGAAUCAUAUGCUAUUAACAAAGAUAGUUUUAUUGUUGUCGUCAAACAAACAGUUCCAAAAAGUGGACAGUCAAGUGGUCCGACUCCAGCUCAAGUUGUACCGCCGCCCAGCGACGAUGUUACAAAUGCUGCCACUGGAACAACACCAGCGCGUGCAAGUGCAACAGGAUCCAGCACACAGGGAGCUUCAAAUGAAAGUACAUCCACACCAGCCCCAGUCGGUGCAUCGUCUCAGGAUACAUUUACUUCGAACGAAGCACGUGAAAAAGCAAUAACAGAAUUAACAGAUAUGGGUUUUGAACGAGCUAAAGCUGAGCAAGCUUUACGUGCAAGUUACUAUCAUGUUGAACGAGCUGCUGAAUAUCUUUUGAGUGGAGAAAUACCGGAUACACGUGAAUCAGCACCGCCAUCAUUACAAACGCAAUCGUCCGGUCAAGGACAAACCGGACAAACUCGUCGACAACCUAGUGAUGAGUUAGCCGAUCUAAAUUCAAGUCCACAAUUUCAAGCAUUACGUAAUCUGAUACAGCAAAAUCCUGAUCAGCUACAAACAUUAAUGCAAACAUUACAACAAACACAGCCAGAAUUAUUCCAGUUGAUUGAACAACGUCCUCAAGAAUUUCUCGAAUUGUUGAAUCAAGCUGACCCAGAGGGCGAUGAUGAUCAAGAUUUGCAAGCAGGUCCGACAGCUGGUGCGGUGACAAUAACACUUUCACCACAAGAUCAAGCUGCAAUUAAUAGGCUACAAGAUAUGGGUUUCGAACGUAAUCAAGUUAUUGAAGCAUUUCUUGCUUGUGAUAGAAAUGAAGAAAUGGCAGCAAAUUAUUUAUUGAGUGAUUUUAAUUAA
Messenger RNA from Didymodactylos carnosus, 969 nucleotides. The record is from the annotation of a GenBank genome assembly. NCBI's taxonomy places the organism in Eukaryota, Metazoa, Rotifera, Eurotatoria, Philodinida, Philodinidae.